Messenger RNA from Aplysia californica (California sea hare), 7751 nucleotides. Its product is annotated as cytoplasmic dynein 1 light intermediate chain 2. The record is from RefSeq and is a predicted model, not a curated record. Gene Ontology annotation, cellular component: cytoplasmic dynein complex; centrosome. Gene Ontology annotation, biological process: microtubule cytoskeleton organization; microtubule-based movement. Gene Ontology annotation, molecular function: dynein heavy chain binding. NCBI's taxonomy places the organism in Eukaryota, Metazoa, Mollusca, Gastropoda, Aplysiida, Aplysiidae.
AAUAUUUUCAGAUACGGGCUACUGUUGAUUCCAACAUGGCGCCCAUCAGUGAGAAGGAAGACAGGAUGGGCAAUCUAGACGGCGAAAACAAUUCCGAAGAUGCGGAUAAUUUAUGGGCUGACAUACUGACUGAUGUUCAAUCGGGCUCUGCUUCCAAGCUCCCAACAACAAGAUCAGUUCUUGUUUUGGGGGACAAUGAGUCGGGCAAGACCACAUUGAUUGCUAAGCUGCAAGGACUUGAGGAGCCAAAGAAAGGCUCUGGUCUGGAAUACUACUAUAUUGAUGUCAAAGAUGAAUACAGAGAUGAACAAUCACGGCUUAACGUGUGGGUACUUGAUGGAGACCCUCACCACACAGGCUUGUUGAAGUAUGCUCUGAAAGAAGACAAUUUCAGUGACACCUUGGUCAUGCUGGUGGUGUCUAUGGCGCAGCCAUGGUCUUUGCUGGAGACGCUGAACAAAUGGGCAGAAGUGCUCAGUGACCAUGUGGACAAACUGCGGAUACCUGCUGAGAAAAUGCAGGAAUACGAGCAGAGCUUGGUGAGAGUGUACCAAGGUUACACAGAACCCGGCGACGGCCCAAUAGCCACUCAGGGACCUCCAAGAGGAGAGGUCAAUCCUCUUCAUCCGCCUGCUGCAAGUUCGGAGGAAGAGGCUACUCUGCCUUUAGGAGAGCUUACACUAUCGCGCAACUUAGGAAUACCCAUUGUAGUAGUAGUAACAAAGAGUGACGCAAUCUCCAUGUUGGAAAAGGAGCUAGAUUUUAAAGAUGAACAUCUAGAUUUCAUUCAACAACAUAUUAGAAAGUUCUGCUUGAAGUAUGGUGCUGCUAUGUUUUACACAUCUGUGAAAGAUGAAAGGAACUGUGAUUUGUUGUACAGAUACCUGGUCCACAGGAUAUACGGCUUUCCCUUCACAUCGCCUGCCCUGGUUGUGGACAAAGAUUCAGUGUUUGUGCCAUCAGGGUGGGAUAAUGAGAAGAAAAUAAGCAUCCUGUAUGAGGGCUUGUCAUCCAUGAAACCAGAAGAUGCUUUCGAACAAGUUAUCUCAAAACCACCGACAAGAAAAGUCGUCCAGCGUGAUGCUGAGGUCAGCGCUGAGGAUGAACAGGUGUUCCUCAUGAAACAGCAGUCACAACUAGCUAAACAGCCUGCCCCAGGAACCUCUCCUGCCGAUCCUGCUACAACGGAAGGUAUGCUUGCUAACUUCUUCAACAGUCUGCUGAGCAGCAAAGCCCCGGGGACGCCUGUUGGAAACAAAGCUGCAGUAACCCGAGACGCAGCCGCCGAAUUGGAAAGAAUGACGAGAGGCAAGAAGAAUGCACCGGAGGCUACUGCGUCUCCGUCAACCCCAAAGGGCCCACAAUCCUGAUGCUUCCACUUAAACUUUGAUGAACACGUUGCAUUUCAUGUCAUUUGAGAAAUGAACACAAUGAGAGACUUAAUCGGCGUACCAUGCCGGCUUUCCCCCCUGUCCCAGCUCAUCACUCUCGCUGCAUUGCUUCUUACCAAGUUUACGUUGCUCUUUGUGAACUCUCACCCUUUGAUCACUUCAAAUUCUCUAAAGAAGUACAGAUGCUAGUGUUCUUUAGUGAUGCUCCCCCUUCAUCACUCUAUCAGGUCAGAAGUCUGUGCAACCAUGUUACUCUUAGCGGUCAUCUACGACUGUACUAUCGAAGGGAAGACAGGAUACUCUAUCAACUUGGACUGGUUUCUUUUUAUUAAGGUGUUGUGAGGGGAGGAUUCAUCUAGGUUCUAAGACUACUCCUUGUUUUCUCAAACAAAAAGCUGCCUCUUCAAUGUCGAACUGUGAUGGAAUAAGUCCACACUUGGGUUAUGUGGAAUGGCUGAAACUUUUUCUGCAUGCUAAAUGGGACAAGUGAGUUUGCUGCGGAUACUGAAUUCUGUCAACUAUGAUUUUGUUUUCUUUCUCCUUUAGAAUGCUUGCGUUACAUGCCUUGUCCCCAUUCUUGGACCUUACCUGGUCAGUCUUCCCAGUGUACUCCUGCAAAGAUUUGUGCAAGAAAUACUUUUGUUUUCAGUCUUUAUAGGGUAGAAGGGUUGAAGAAGGAGGUGUUGUGUGCUGGCUUUUAUCCUUAUGUGCCAGCAGCAAAAGCAAGGUAACUGCCUGUCUGAUAAUCCAUAAAGAGAUCUGGUCUCCUUCAGGACUGCCCUGAAUGUUUUAUCUCCCAGCUUGGUCCCACUCUUGGCUUCUUUCCUCCCUCUCCAAAAUUGGAUUCCCCAGAAUUGGUCUUUCACCGCCUCUCAUUAUCUCAACCAUGCAGCCCUGUUUAUAUACAAAUAGGUCUGGGUAAAUUAUUCCAAUGAGGUUCACAUUGCACGUGUUGAUUCCUCUGUUCAUGCAUUGUCCAGGUCAGUGCAGUAGCUGUUUUAUUCAGUGGUCGUCUCAUAUCUUCCCCCCUUCCCCCCAGUUUUGUUCUUACAUCUAUGUCCGUUUUCAGGUGAUGUUCCUCUUUCAGAGGUUGAAUGAGUGAGUGUGACUCUUUGGCUGUGUUUCGAAUUGUACAUAGGAAUGUCUGCUUAAACUUUCUGAGUGAGAGUCGUAAAGAAGAGUACCUGAUAUCAUGCCAAGUUUUCUUUACAAUAUAUAUAGUGCUUGUCUUUUGACCCAUACAUAUUUCUCCCAUUACCCCCCAAAGAAGAUCAGCAAAAUUGAGUCAAAGGUUUUUUCCCUAAUAUAUGGCAUUAAAAUGACAGUGUCUACAUGAAGAACCUGUCUAUUUGUGGGGUCAGAUCACAUAGAAGUGGCCAAAAUGUAAAGUCAAUACUCAUGUACUUCUUUGUUCUUGUUUUAAUUUUUCCCCAUCUUCUUUGCCUGUGUUGGUUUUUGUUGUUGUUACUGUUUACCUUUUAGUUUUAGUCUGUGACUCAUUUUCAUAUUUUCAUUGAAGUAAUAAAGCCUGCUCAUUUGUAAUGGUAGCCCCACCUUUGAGCAGAAAAAAAAUUAAACAAAAAACUAAAAAAUAUUUCAUUCUUAUGAAAAUAGUAUACGCUAAAACAAAAGGCCAUAAUCGCUAACAGUUUUGUACACUUCCCCUUUUAGAACUGCUUUAAUUUGGGGUAAAUGUUUUUAUGAGAUUUGCGAGCUGUGCGGAUGGCUCAUAUCUCAGAUGUGUUGUUAGUAGGUCAGGAGCAGUUUGUUGGGGUUUUAUUUUUCUUCUGAUCAGCAUAAUGUUGUUUCUUUGACGUAGAAUGUGUCUGUGGUCUAAAGUACAUGAAUUGGGUUCUCUUCAAUGUGAUUCUGGGUAUGUAAAGAAUGACUAUCAUGUCUUGAAGUGACAUGCUUAAAAAUGUUGUAGCGUCUUUUUUGUCUUUAGAGGUCUGUGAAUGCCAUGUCUUGUUCGAGUUGUAUAGUUAUAUUGGAUUUGUUCAUCAUAAAUUGACGUAAAAGACCAGGGUUACUGAAAAUUGAAGUGCUUUUCAACAUUUUAUCAUGACAUGGUUAGUGGUCGACGUGUACGUUUGUUUCUUGUUCGAAUGUUACUUGGUCUGCUGUGUCGUUUCGCCCGUCGCAGUUACCCUUGUUCGUUUUCAGUGAAGUCGACAGCAUUCUCUAUUGGAUUUCAUUUGAUCUGUGUACAUGCACCUUGUUCUGUUUUAAAGAUCUUUUCUCAAGCAAUUGGGAAGAAACUUGGAUUUGCCAUAUCACACAACUUGCAAAAGAGAUUGACAGGAAACAAAGCCUUUGUGUUUUAAGUGUUGUCUUGAAUGACUCGAAGUAAAUUUCGUCUUUUGUGAGGCACGGGAAUACCUUUGCCGGUCUAUGUCCCUGAUCUGUCUGCUUCAUUUUCUUGACAUGAAACCCCCCCCCCCCCCCCACCCUGCAUUGCAAUCUCCUUUUCAUCACACAGCCCUCCCCUUCCUUCGCAGGUUCUCUCUCGACCACAUUGCCAUAAGUAGUUCAUGGAAGAUCAUGAGUGUUGUCAUAUUGUAAGUGUUAACUUUAAACAAUGGUUAGUGCUUGGUUCUUGCUCCCUGUCCGUUGGGACCCCUUCCCAAACUGCUUUUAAGUAAUGCAUUGUUGGUGUUGCUGUUGUUGUGGUAAUGAUGUCAAGCAUUUUUAUGAACCUCUGGGGCUUGGCCCCAUAAUUUCUUUUUCAUUUCCCUGUACCAUCGUCUCUCAGCACAGGCAGGGCCUUUGUAUGUGUGUGUGUGUAUAUUUGUAUGUUUGUUUAGAAGUGUACGGAAAAUGGAAGAGUUCGUAUGAAACUUUCACCGUUAAUGAUUGCUUGCAUUACUGUUUGAACUUUUUGGGGAGAUAUACGUGAGAGACAGAACAUGUGUGAUACUAGAUAAUGUUACAAUAAAUGAUUUAAAUGUUUUACUUGUAAUUGAGCCGUAAUUUGCAACAUGAAGAAAGAGAGAGUAGCUUGGAAGUAUUUUGCCUGAACAAGACUUGGCUAUCAAAAGAAAUCCAAUAGUCUGUCAAUGAGUGACGGUGCAAAUAAAACAUCGUAAACAUAACCUGUUAUGGUUUUUUUUUUUUAGUUUCCACUUUAAUUGUUUCUCAAGAUUUGGUUCACAGUUCAAUAUAGAAAGUUGUGUACAUACCAGUUACAGUUUUUGGGGGCUUAUUUUUAAUCCAUGCUAGUAUGAAUGAACGUGACAAAGGUUGACAUACCUACUUUUUUUUUUUGGCUGUAAAAAAGUCAUUCUUACAAAGAAAAACCAGGGGAAAGCACUGUUAAUGCUGUUUUAAUUAGGGCCAGAAACAAGUCUUGUGAUAAGUUUGGCAUUUGGAGGGUGUAAAUAUACACUAACUCGCCUGUGAACUUCUCUGUUGCUGCAGUUCUUAUUUAGAAAUAGAGGGACAAAUUGUUAUGGUAAUGAAAGUGAAAGCGAAAGGAAAUGAUUGGCAUUAGAUUUUGACUGUUACUUAACUUAUUACUUCAGAUAUUUUGAGAGUAGCCUAGCGUCAAGUACGAAAGAAUAUUAGUCUGGUCUGUAUGCUGUGUUCUUACUAGGAGGGGUAUGGCCCAAUUUUUGUUCCCCCUCUUGGACAUUUUGAUGUUCAUGUAAACUACGACAUUGUUUAUUAUUUAAAUUUAUAAUAACGUCAUGUUUUAAUUGAAAAUGGAAUAUAUUCAUUUCUUUUCCAUGCUUCAACUGAUCAAGGAAUAUUACAAAGUACAUACAGUUGUUGGUUUUUUUCCACGAAAUUUCAAAUUUUUGUGUAUUGUACUGUAAAUUAUUAUUAGCAAUUAGGCAUGAGUGUGGCUUUUCUGUCUGCCUAUCUUGUGGAGUGCAGGUUGUUAUCGUCUCUGAGCAGUGGCUUCGGAACAAUUGUUACUGUGCUUCUUUUUUCCUUUUAAGUUUUGACUCUUCAAAUGCUUGCAAUAGUUUUAUGGGUCAAAAGAUAUUCAACCAAGGGCAGAUGGAAUGUAUCACAAACGAUGUGCUUACUAUUAAUUAAAAUUGUUUUGCUUAUAAUCAUGUAAUUUAGUAGGGAGAUAUUUCGAAAAUUCAGUUAAGGGAGUUGCUUUGAAGGCUAGAACCACUAUAGUCUGAUAUUUUAAAAAGUUGUGAAAGGAUUCCCAUGGUUAUUACUUACCUAUAAAAUACUUCUGUUAUGACAGGUCCUAGACAUAGGCUGAUACUGCCUCUCCUAUCACAGCUGACACUGUUUGAUGCAGUCCAGACUAGAUGAUCAGAUGGUUCUUUUUUAGUUUAUAUUACUUUUAAACAAAAUAAAGAAUAAAGUUCAUAUUUUUACUGUUUGCAGUCAUGAUAGGAAAUGGAAGUUGGGAAAGGGAAUAGACAAGAACCCUUGAUUUGACCUGUAUUUGUGAUAUUUGAUAUGCAAUGUGGAAGACAAAUGCUGACCCCCCUGAGAAAAACAAACAAACAUGUAAUAAAUUUUUUCAGUUUAAAAUGGAAAGCAAGUUCAAGUUUUAUUGUCUUAGUGAGAAAAAACACUGCUGUAUUCUAAAUGUAUCAUGUUGUAGCCUUGUAACUUUGAACCUUUAACAGUUUAUCUUCCUUUUUUUUUAUUUCAGUUAAAUUUGUGAUACAGUUUGUUAUGCUUCUAUAUUAUUUUUUUUACGGUCAAACCCCUUUAUGCACAAUUGGAGGGAGAAAUAUCUUUUGCUAUAGUGUCUUUUGAUUGCCUACUAAAGGGGAAAAAAUGAUACUGUCAUGACAUCAUGUAGACAAAGAGAUUGUGUGCUAGGAAGUCCAAGACAUCCCAUAAUUUUGAAAUGUUCAAAUAAGUUUGGAACUUUCAAAAGCUGGUGACAAGAUGCUGAAUAUCAAAAUUCCCUAGAAGGAAAGCUUUCAUCAUGUACAAUCGAGUUCAUACUGAUUUUGCAAAGAGUUUUGGAAUCUUGUUUUCUACCCGUACAGAGUAGUUUGUUUUCUUUGAUCGGACCAAAGUUGUUAGUAACCUGAUCUGAGAGAAUGUUUACCAUGUACUUUGACAAGGAUGUCUAUGAUGUCGAUGAAGUGAAUUAUGUCACAGGCACUGACGUUUGUCAGAACAAAACAAAAAAGAUGCUGAAGGGGUUUGACUGUAUUGAUACCCUCUUAAAGAGGGUCCAACUGAAAGUCGAAUGUUGUGUUCACAGGAGCUUGGGACCUUCGUGUUUUGCAAUGAUAUAUGGUCUCUCAGAAGUAUUGCUGCUCUCUGAGUGCCUUUGUCUCUUGACAAGCAUUUGCUCUUUCACUAUAAAUUCUCCCUCUCCAAUUGGGAUCUGACAGCAUUCAUGUUUUGAAUCCCUUGCAUUUUGAAGACUGAUAGUAGGCGAAACAACAACAGUUGACCACCAUUCAAAAUGUCAUAUAUUUGACUUUCAUGAAUCUUACUGUGCUAAUUUUUUUUUAAACCUAUUGUUUUGUUCUUGCCCAAAUCUUCAUGGCUUGCCCUGUUAAAAAACCCUUUUCGUUUUCGUCUCUGCCAAGAGAAAAGGUUCACUGUUAUUUUAUUUAAAACUCCCGUUUUGUUUAAUCAAAUACUCUUUGUCACUUUCACAUAAGUGGCUUUAAUACAUAGGAGAACAUAUAAUAUUAACUUGUAGAUCUGUCUGGUAAUAUAAAUGACAGAAUAUUCUCAGCUUAUAAUCAUUAUAUACCUUUUAUGGUGGAUGGUAGCUUUAUGUCAUCUAGUCAUUCCUUGGUCUCCAGCACCUCUCCUGGCUAGAGCUCGAGUUGCAGCAGAACUUGAGUAUUGCAAAAGAGAUGAGCGGAGUUCCAAUCUAGGUUUACCUUGUAAUGCACACAGGAUGGCCGCCUUGUUUCUGUUGCUGGCAUUAUUAGUUCGUAGAGCACAUUCUUGAAACAUGUCUUUUUUUUUUUUGCUUUCUACUGUCGUAGUGGUUUGUGAAAGGUUCUAUUUCCAAUGCCCAGGAUUGAGCUGUUUCAAGAUUUUUGUACUUUAUACCAAAGUAGACAUGGGUGGGCACUGAUAAUGGGAAACGUCUCUGGGAGGGGUAAUGAUUAACGGAGUUUGGUUUCUUGAAAAAAGAGCUGCCAGCUGAUUGAAAUAUGGACUUUGUUCUCUUUUUGUCUCUUUGUUCGAGAAGGAAGAUUAAACAUGAAAGUAAUGAAAUAAAAACUAUACCUGCUAUCAUGAGGUGAUGACGGAUCAUUUUCUCCUAUUUUGUAUUUUUGUAAGCAUGGCAUAUGAUUUCGCAAGAUUUGGGCAAGCCAUGAAGCACAGCCUGGGGGGUAGGGCCGGUCACAGAACUCAGAUGGAAUGGUCCUCAGCACUUGUGCAAUAAAGAUUUCUGAAAUACCA